This is a messenger RNA of Piliocolobus tephrosceles (Ugandan red Colobus), 1460 nucleotides long. Its product is annotated as sarcoplasmic/endoplasmic reticulum calcium ATPase 3-like. The coding region runs from base 503 to 1087 and encodes 194 amino acids. The record is from RefSeq and is a predicted model, not a curated record. The transcript is spliced from 6 exons. Lineage: Eukaryota; Metazoa; Chordata; Mammalia; Primates; Cercopithecidae.
CGAGGCAGGUGGAUCACUUGAGGUCAGGAGAUUGAGACCAGCCUGACCAAUAUGAUGAAACCCCAUCUCGACUACAAAUACAAAAAUUAGCCACGCAUUUCCCUAUUCAGUGGUCUCCAGGGUCCCGCUAGCCUCCCCAGGCUAAUGCCAGCUGUUCUCCUUCUGAGCCACUGCACUCCUGCUCCAGAACAUUCUGCCUUUCCCACUCUGUACCCUUGCUUCUCCCUGACACGGUGCAUCUCCCCACCGCCGCCCCGACCCUGUGCCCCUCUCGGGAUCCCCAGCCCACCCCAUGAUAACAUUUUGUGUGCUGCUUAUGCCCAGGCGUGAGCCAAGGGCAGGGUGAGGCUUCCCUCCUCCCACCCACCAGCCCCUCACCUGACCUGCUGUUCUCUCUGACCUGCCACGGUGCCCCCAGAGGAACUUCCUGAAGUGCUCUGAAGACAACCCGCUCUUUGCCGGCAUCAACUGUGAGGUGUUCGAGUCACGCUUCCCCACCACCAUGGCCUUGUCCGUGCUCGUGACCAUUGAAAUGUGCAAUGCCCUCAACAGCGUCUCGGAGAACCAGUCGCUGCUUCGGAUGCCGCCCUGGAUGAACCCCUGGCUGCUGGCGGCUGUGGCCAUGUCCAUGGCCCUGCACUUCCUCAUCCUGCUCGUGCCGCCCCUGCCUCUCAUUUUCCAGGUGACCCCACUGAGCGGGCGCCAGUGGGUGGUGGUGCUCCAGAUAUCUCUGCCUGUCAUCCUGCUGGAUGAGGCCUUCAAGUACCUGUCCCGGAACCACGUGGACGGCAUUCUCAGGACAGUCUCGCAGGCCUGGAGUAGGCAGCCGAUGACCGCCUCUUGGACCCCAGACCACACCGGGUUGGCCUCUUUGGUGUCACCUUGUGGGUGGAUUCUGAGAGUGGGUGAUUCUGAACCUCCAAGGACCAGGGGCACAGCAUCAUCUUGCUGUCAGAGCUACUCAGAGAGGGAGGAAGCCGGGGAGCUGAGCAAGGGAACUGGCCUGUCCAGGGAGUGGCCAGACACGUGUAGGGACUGCGUUGAGGGUGCAGGUGGGCACUCAGCAAGGCAAGCCUGCCGGGACUGAGGGGGAGUUUCUCGAGGCUUUGAGGUUAAAGCAGUGGUUGGAAAGAAUAGGAUUGAACCUGGUGGAACAGGGCUGGGUGAGCACAGAUGCUGACAUUCAGAGUGGAGGGCAGAGGGGGUGAGGUCCGGGGAAGGGGCAAAGGGCCUUGAGUGCCAAGGUAGAGACCCUGGACACUGUCCUCAGGGCAGUGGGGAAGCAUGGGAGGAGUGUAAGGACAACGCGGGACUGUGUCAACCAUGGAGGACAGGCAAGAGGGGGUGAGACUAACGGGCCGGACACAGUGGCUCACGCCUGUCAUCCCAGCAUUUUGGGAGGCUGAGGCGGGAGGAUCACCUGAGUCAGGAGUUCAAGACCAGCCUGGCCAACAUGGUGA